Molecule: messenger RNA, 896 nt
Organism: Oncorhynchus keta (chum salmon)
Lineage: Eukaryota; Metazoa; Chordata; Actinopteri; Salmoniformes; Salmonidae
Product: histone H4
Exons: 1
Coding region: 524-835 (103 amino acids)
Biological process (GO): nucleosome assembly
Cellular component (GO): nucleosome
Molecular function (GO): DNA binding; protein heterodimerization activity; structural constituent of chromatin
Source: RefSeq, a predicted model, not a curated record
UUUCUCCUUUGUACUUGUGACACUAUUAGAGUUUUUUUACGCCUAUCUCUAUUAGGUGUGACUGGCAACUGCAGUGGGUUGAAUCCUACUAGUUCAGUGUUUCCCAACUCCAGGCAGGGGUAGAGUAGCCAUUUGUGUUGUAGCCCUGGAGAGGCACAGCUGAUUGAAAGAGUUGAAUGAGGUGCAACAACAACAACAACAACAACAACAACAACAACAACAGCAAUCAAUGUGAAGAGUGGGACACAGAUUAGUAGUGGAUCCCCCAGUUGUCACAGUUGGGCCUUGUGUUCAACAUAGCUCAGUAUUUGAGUGUGUUUCCCGCACAUGUAAGUAGCUUUCAUUUCUUCUUCCUCCAUAGUUCCCUAGAACUAACGCCCUCCCCUUUGCAGCAGAGGCCAGGCAAAAGCGCGCGCUUUCUGUGCCACUGGCUUCAAUCAGGUCCACCAAACGCAGAUAAUAAGAGCACCAAGCAGGAAAAAUUACGUCAUUAAUUCACUUGAACUCAGCUAGCGAACACACAAUGUCUGGAAGAGGUAAAGGCGGCAAGGGACUCGGAAAAGGAGGCGCCAAGCGUCACCGUAAGGUUCUCCGCGAUAACAUCCAGGGAAUCACCAAGCCCGCCAUUCGCCGUCUGGCUCGCCGUGGCGGCGUGAAGCGUAUCUCCGGGCUGAUCUACGAGGAGACCCGCGGUGUCCUGAAGGUGUUCCUUGAGAACGUGAUCCGUGACGCCGUCACCUACACCGAGCACGCCAAGAGGAAGACCGUUACGGCCAUGGACGUGGUCUACGCUCUGAAACGCCAGGGACGCACCCUGUACGGUUUCGGCGGUUAAACGCACUCUUCUCGGAACGUCAACAUCCCGACUUGAACCCAAAGGCUCUUUUAAGAGCCAC